This is a messenger RNA of Nothoprocta perdicaria, 4806 nucleotides long. It is a transcript of the gene E2F7, whose product is annotated as E2F transcription factor 7. Gene Ontology annotation, cellular component: RNA polymerase II transcription regulator complex. The coding region runs from base 19 to 2703 and encodes 894 amino acids. Gene Ontology annotation, molecular function: RNA polymerase II cis-regulatory region sequence-specific DNA binding; DNA-binding transcription factor activity, RNA polymerase II-specific. The record is from RefSeq and is a predicted model, not a curated record. The transcript has 11 exons. NCBI's taxonomy places the organism in Eukaryota, Metazoa, Chordata, Aves, Tinamiformes, Tinamidae. Gene Ontology annotation, biological process: regulation of transcription by RNA polymerase II.
AUAUUUGAUCGAUCCAGGAUGGCCCCGAAGACUCCCAUUAAGAAUGAACCAGUUGACCUAUCAAAGCAGAAAGGCUGCACCCCAGAAAGAAAUCCAAUUACACCUGUCAAGCUCAUUGACAGACCACAGCCYGACCCCUGGACCCCCACUGCUAACCUGAAGAUGCUUAUUAGUGCUGCUAGCCCUGACAUGAGGGACAGGGAGAAGAAGAAAGAGCUCUUCAGACCCAUAGAGAACAGCGAGCAGAAAGAGACCUCCAAUUGUUUACAGUAUGAUAUGAUAGACGACAGCGCGGUUGAUGAAUUUGAAAAGCAGAGGCCCAGCAGAAAACAGAAAAGCUUAGGACUCUUGUGCCAAAAGUUUCUAGCUCGCUAUCCAAGUUACCCACUGUCUACAGAAAAAACUACUAUUUCUUUGGACGAAGUGGCUUCAAUUCUUGGAGUYGAGCGGAGGCGAAUCUACGACAUAGUGAACGUCCUGGAGUCGCUGCACUUGGUUAGCCGUGUGGCCAAGAACCAGUACUGCUGGCAUGGCCGGCACAACCUGGGUCAAACGCUGAAAAGGCUUCAGGAAGCAGGAGAGUUGCAAUAUGGAGAGCUAAUGGCCUUCUUUCAGCACAAGGAGCAGGACCUGGACUAUACCUUUGGAGAAAGGAGAAAAGAAACUAGUCUAGAUUCUCAAGACAGACCACUACUUGACUUUUCAGAGCCAGAUUGCACCUCUGCAUCUGCAAACAGCAGAAAGGACAAGUCGUUGCGGAUUAUGAGCCAAAAGUUUGUCAUGCUGUUCCUUGUCUCCAAGACCAAGAUAGUCACUCUGGACAUCGCAGCAAAGAUACUGAUAGAAGAAAGCCAGGAUACAGUGGACCACAGCAAAUUUAAAACGAAGGUACGAAGGCUGUAUGAUAUUGCCAAUGUUCUCACCAGCCUAGGCUUGAUAAAGAAAGUUCAYGUCACAGAGGAGCGGGGGCGCAAACCAGCCUUCAAGUGGAUUGGGCCUGUGGAAUUCAGGGGCAAGAGAGAGAAGCCRAGAGGGCACAGCCCAACAUCUGAUCAUCUGCCAGAGAUACAGAGAGAAGCCUGUGCCCCGUAUCCGACCUGUGCUAGUGGACAGCAAAGGUUCACCCGUCACGCUUCGCUUAGUGAUGCACAGCCUUGUGAAGGGACCAAGAAGAAGCUCCUUGCUGAGCCUCACAGCCCACAUCAAGGGAAGCAAGCUUGUAAUGUGAACUCAGAUGAAUAUUGUUCUGAAAUGGCAGGUCUAACUACUGCCUGUAGGCAGAAAAGGGAAGAUAUUAGGAAUAAAGCUUGUGCCACAGAAACGAUCUUAAAUUCAGGCAGGAACCAAAGCAUAAAUUCGCCCCUUUCCCUUCUCCCGGUUCCAGGGGACUCUGAUUUCUGCCUUAAGCCUCACACGUUGUUCCCCGUGGUUCAGCCAGAUGGGCCAGGCCUCUCACUACCAAACGGAGUCAGCAGCCAAGCUCGACAGCCUCCGGUUCCAGAAGCCUCACAACUGGCAAAUGGAAAACCUGCCCUGCUCCCCAGCCAGCCUUUCCUGUGCUUCCCCCCUUCCUCCCUUUUCAUGCUCUGUGGCAGUCUCCAGGAGAGUGUCCUGAAGGAGAGCCGCGCUGCCGCAGGAAAUGCAGGGAACAGGAGUGCCAGGGAAUGGGCCUCCCCACACAAAGCCCAGGCUGCGGAAGCUCCAGCGCAUUCCCAGAAACGCAGCUCCCACCCGUGCCCGUCGCCCUCUGCCCCUGCGGACAACGAGGAGCCUCGUGCUAAAAAGCAGCCCCUGGAGCAGGACAACAUCCCCCUCUCGCUUGUAGUGCCCAAGGAGCCCUUUGAGUCACCUGAGGCAGAAUCUACCCCGGGAAGUGGCUGUACAUCUGCAGUACAUCUAGAAGCUUUUCAACUUGACCUCACAACUCCUGCUGCUCCAGAGUUUGAAGACAAGGAGACUACUAAGUCUUUAGACCCUCAGGAGCAAGAACAAGCAUCUCAGAAUAAARACCCCAGCGAACCCUCUCUAGGAACAGAGCACAUCUGUAAAGAAAAUGCUGGUCAACCCUUCCCACCACAGUAUCUUUAUGUUCAACCUACUGCUGGGUUAAGCAGCCUUAAUUUUCUGUUCUCUGCAAACCAAGCCCCUGGUGCUGUCGGCCURGCCGCGAGCCACUUACCUUCUCUGAGCGUCCCCUGUGUCGUGGUGCCAUCAGCAGCCCUGGCUUCCUUCCCGCUCGUCUGCUCUCCCGCCAUUCCCGGCCCUCUUUCCCCAGUGCCUGAUGGUUCCUUCCCAGCCGCCGCCCCGCUGAAUCUCGGCAUGUCUGGCCUGGCAUCCGCGGCGCCCGUUUUCAUCGGCCCCACRGCAAUGCUGCCCCCAAAGGCCUCGCAGUCACCGCCAGAGCCCCAGCAACCAGCUCAGCCCCCCGUGCACCUGAGUCCCGUGCUAGCCAGGUCUGGCAGCGCUGUUAAACUGGACUCUGCUGUGUAUAUGGGGCAUCCCGUGACCCUCCUGAAACUGCAGCAGCCCUUGUCAGCUCCCCUCACUCCCAAGAGCAUUCGUCCUGCACAUCAUGAGGCCUUCUUCAAAACGCCCGGCAGCCUCGGAGAGCCCGUGGCGUGGAAGAAGAGUGAAGGCAGCCAGAGCAGGAACGCCAGCUCUGUGCAGAGGAGACUGGAAAUCUCUACUGCCAGCACUGACUAACUCCGUUCAAUGCAAGGGCCGGGCACAUUGUCCUAGGACUCUGUACCUGUSCAAAGAAGAGCAAGCCAGUUGGUACCAAGCAAGAGGAGUGUAUUGAAAUGCCAUCCACGUUUCCCUACUAUCUAUUCACCUGCUAAUUUUGUUAACCUUCCGUUUCACAAGUCAGCCUUUCUACUGUGAAUACCUUUUACUUGGUUGUUUCUUCAGUACUAGUUUGGAUUCAAGAGCUGUCCUUAGCACAGCUUUAUGAGCAUCAAAUUGCAUUUGUGAUUUUAAUUUGGAAAGCUGUGGGGAGAUGCAAUCCAAAUUUCCUUCCAGGCCCUAUAGGUUCUUUAUUCCUCUUUGUAAGCGAGCUCUCAAGCACUUAUCUGGGUGAGCAUCUUUUUUUUUAUUCUACUUCCCCUGAGUAAAUCCUGAGUAACACUGAGUGAAAACGAUACUUCCAGCUACUUCCUUGGUUCCAAUCUGUCAAAUCCUGCCUCAGCAGUGCAGCCUCUUCCUAUUUAUUUUGUACUUUGGAGUGGGAUUUAGAGCAAAAAAAAAAAGUUCUUUGCAGCUUCAGAAUAACAGAUUUUCUCAGGCUAUGAUUACUUGAAUGUCAGUUGGUUAUUCUACUAUUUGCCCAGCACUUGUGGUUUUAAAAACCUAAUAGUAACUUAACAUAAUAUGAUUGAAUGUAUACAUGUGAAAAAUAUUAAGACCAAAAUAACUGUGAAUUUUAACAUUUUUAUAGUUGUAUUAAUGAACUGUAAUAGUCCUUGUUUGUUUCUCAUAUUCUGAGCAAAAAGUACAAGUUAGAUGUAAAAGAAAAAUCCCAAACCCGAUUCCUAAAUAAGCCUGACAAAGUAAUUUGAGAAUGGCAAGCCAAGGUUUCAUCUUAAAUAUAUAGUCUGGAUUUUAUGGCCAAAGAGUACUGAUUAGUCAUUAACUUCAUGGCUAGGUUGAAUUUUUAGUGGUCUACUUAAGUGCCUAACUGUUSAUCUAUAGGAAUUCUUACCAACUUGUGAAUAGUGCAUUGGAGCAUACUUGGGAAGCGAGAGGUCUUGUCUUUUGAUGUUUACCUCCCUAAACUGGCCAAAGCAGCUGAAAAGGGAUGGGAGCCCCAAAUUCAGGAACUGUGGGAUAAAACGGUCUGUGUUCCUGUUGAGAAAAUUGGGAGGAAGGAAGGGAUAUGUAACACCUAGCUUUGAAAAUCACUAAAUAAUGGAUGGAGCUCUUAACCCUUAAUUAUUAUAUCCUAACAUAUUAAUGUUUUCACUGCAGUUACAUUUUUUCAGUCUCCUUUGUUAAAAAGGGGAGAAAAAAGGAAAGAAACAACUUGGCAAAGUUGAUGACAUGUGAUUUGGGAAUUUUUAGCAAAAAUGGGGACAUUUCCUCUCUAGUUGGCAAGAACUUCGUGUGGACUGGUACUGGUUUUCAGAGUAGUCUGAUGUGCUACUCCGUGGUCUUGAGAGGCUAGGACACUGGGCUUGUGAGUUUGAUGAGGGUUUUUUAUUUUUAUAAUGAAUUGUAUUAUGAAAAUGUAUUAUGGAAAUUAAGAAAGAAUUUUAGUGGAAGUGGGAGCUUGAGUAAUGUGGCCUUAUGUUAGAAUAGACCAAUAACAGCCUUAUAAAGAGGGUGGGUUAGCCCUCCUUGGAAGAAAAUCUCUGCAGCAGAAUUAUCACAGGGAAAUUCAGGAGCGGUAGAGAGCGGUCUCCAGACAGCUAAGCUUAAAGGCUUUUUUACUUAAAAAAAUAAGAAAGGAAGACAAAGAAACACACACUACAGUCGUGAAAGUUUACGAUUACUGCUUCUGAACCAUUUCUUCUCGUAGACCCGUUUCAAGAACGGGUGUCCCUUGAGGAAGCAGCGUGCGAGGGGCCCCGUGCUGCCCACGUGCCUCUGCUGGGAUGCCUUCUCCAAACCCUUCCUUCUCUCCCCACCCCGGGAAUGGGCAAACUCGGGUGAAGCAGAAGCUGAGAGGAGAGAGGAGCAGCUGAACUCAGUAACGACUCUAAGUUAAGGCAUUAGCGCAGGGCCUGUUGUGCUUUGUCAGUUSAGUUUUUCCCUUCUGUAUCUACCCGAACUAUACUUGAAAAUGCAGGGACUGAAAAUACAUCUGCA